CUGCUCGGUUGUUCGCGCUCGGUGCUUUGUCGUCGUCCCACUUCCGUCUAUACUGGAACAGUUCGUAGCUCAGUGGCUUCCGGUUGUGGGAAGGAAUUAUUAGCAAACCCCUUGCAACAGGUGUACUAAAGUUUUGCCAAAGACAAUCAGAAAGAAAAAAUCAAAAACAUCAAUUGUUCCGACUAUCCUCUACAAGAUGCAUAAACGCAUCCAAAGCUAAUUAGAGGAAAACUACGGAUAUUUACCCAGGAAAUGAGCCGCACAUUAUGUACUUAGGAUCAGUCAGUGGAAACGACAGAGAGCAAUGGAAAAGCACACAAACCUCUGCCGAACGGAGUCCACUUGGCGACCAAAGAAGGGUCUAAAGUGUCUGUCAUUCGAGUACCUCUUCCGUCUGCUACUGCACCAUCUGCUUCUAACAUCGCUGAGUGGCCCGCAUUGCGUAUACGCCACGAGUGACAUUGGCGAGGCGCUGAGCGCAAGCAACUGUCACGACAUUCACCAUGGAUUCGAUGUUUAUCCCAAUCCCAACGCGUUGUCCCUGGGUCAAUCGACGGACACGCCUCUGACCCAGACAUUGCCGCCAUCCGCCUGGAAAUGUUGCUGUUGGAAUGCAAGUAAUCAAAUGGAAGAGGUGGAAUGCCGUUGCGAGGGAGACGGACUAAACCGCGUACCACAAACAUUAAAGUUGCCCAUCCAGCGGCUAACUAUUGCAUCUGCGGGGUUGCCACGCUUACGCUACACGGGACUAAAGGUCUACGGACCCACAUUGUUGGAUGUGGCUUUCACUGACUGCCAGCAGCUGGAACUGAUACAGGAUGGCGCUUUCUCUAAUUUAACACUAUUGCGCACAAUCUACAUCACCAAUGCACCCAAGUUGACCUUCCUCUCAAAGGACGUAUUCCUUGGCAUUUCGGACACUGUGGAAAUUAUACGAAUCAUAAACAGUGGGCUCACCAGAGUUCCGGACUUGAGCCACCUUCCGCCGAAUAAUAUUUUGCAAAUGAUAGAUCUCGAUAAUAAUCAAAUCACUCGAAUAGAUACUAAAUCCAUAAAAGUUAAGACUGCCCAAUUAAUUUUGGCCAACAAUGAAAUAAGUUACAUAGAUGACUCAGCUUUCUUUGGAUCCAAGAUAGCCAAAUUGUCCCUAAAAGACAACCUAAAGCUUGAAAUGAUGCAUCCAAAAGCAUUCGAUGGCAUUAUAGAUAUAACUGAACUCGAUCUCUCCAGCACUUCGUUAGUUGGCCUACCAUCAGUCGGUCUGCAGACCAUCGAAGCUUUAUACAUUCAGAAUACCCACACUCUGAAAACUAUUCCAUCAAUUUACAAUUUUCGGAAUCUCCAAAGGGCCUACCUCACGCACUCGUUCCACUGUUGCGCCUUUCAGUUCCCAUCUCGCCACGAUCCCCAGCGACAUGCCCAGCGAAUGCUGGAGAUUGAAAAAUGGCGAAAGCAAUGCAAAAGUGAUUCGGGAUCCCGGAAGGAACGAUCCACUUUGGACGGUCUCGACAAUCAACCAGAAGACUUUGGCAGUUUUGGUGGCUCCUAUCAGUCAGCAACAGACAUAUCGCCCAUCACAUUCUCUUCUAUCGAUUAUAUGGCAGAUGAUACAAUGAACAAAGGCACAUUUCAUGAAAAGAUCACCCUGAAUCCAGAGGAUGACAUGUCAGCCGAACUUUGCGGCAAUUUUACAUUUAGAAAGCCGAAUAUAGAAUGUUAUCCCAUGCCAAAUGAUCUCAACCCUUGCGAAGAUGUCAUGGGCUAUCAAUGGCUUCGCAUUUCCGUUUGGAUUGUGGUCGCUCUGGCCGUGGUGGGCAAUGUGGCUGUGCUGACAGUAAUUCUAUCGAUUAGACCCGAAACGACGCCAGUUCCGCGAUUUCUCAUGUGCCAUCUGGCCUUUGCCGAUUUGUGCUUAGGAGUGUAUUUGCUGUUGGUGGCCUCCAUCGAUGCCCAUUCCAAGGGGGAGUACUUCAAUUUCGCCUACGAUUGGCAAUAUGGGCUUGGAUGCAAAGUGGCCGGCUUUCUCACCGUGUUCGCUAGUCAUUUGUCGGUGUUCACGCUGACCGUGAUUACUAUCGAGCGUUGGCUUGCAAUUACACAGGCCAUGUACUUGAACCAUCGCAUCAAGUUGCGUCCAGCAGCGCUCAUCAUGCUGGGCGGCUGGAUUUACUCGAUGUUCAUGUCCUCGAUGCCCCUGUUCGGUAUUAGUAACUAUUCGUCCACGAGCAUCUGCCUUCCGAUGGAAAAUCGCGAUGUAUACGACACCGUGUAUCUGGUUGCUAUUAUGGUCUGCAAUGGCGUGGCCUUCUCCAUCAUAGCCGUGUGCUAUGCCAAGAUCUAUCUGUCCUUGGGUCGCGAGACACGGCAGGCCCGUCAUAAUAAUCCGGGCGAGUUAAGUGUUGCCAAGAAGAUGGCUCUCCUAGUCUUCACAAACUUUGCCUGCUGGUCUCCUAUUGCCUUCUUUGGACUCACUGCUUUGGCUGGUUAUCCACUGAUUAAUGUCACCAAAUCAAAAAUAUUGCUUGUAUUCUUCUAUCCAUUGAACUCGUGUGCCGACCCCUACCUUUAUGCCAUAUUGACAUCGCAGUAUCGACAGGAUCUCUUUACCUUGCUGUCAAAAUUAGGUUUGUGUCGGCAGAGCGCUUUAAAGUACAAGGAUAGCCUCUCUGGUCAUCCCACAUCUCGGUUCACCAUUCACGGAUCCAUUCAGAGGCACGGUUCCCUCACGUGCAAAAUGCAGACGACGAUGACCACUGAGACACAGAAAAUGCUGAAGAACAGCGAGGAUUAUGUUUAAACCGAAGCUUGGGUAUUGUGAAUUCACUUCUUCCCACCCCGUUGUGAUAUAUACAUAUACUAUUAAUUUACGCUCUCUUGAUUUGUUCCGCUAUCUGAUCCAGUAUUGUUAGCAUCCCAUGAUUAAUGAUAUUUUUUAGCUUAUAAGCUUGUUAUACAUUUUCUUGUCCUACUUAAGCCAUUUAGUGUAAUGUAUACAGUUGUACCUAAGAAAAGUAUUGCUAAUAGAAAAGAGCUUGUCCCAGUCAAAGUAUAUAUGGAUAAACAUGAAGUGGUUUCCUAUUGGUGCAUAUAUACAGAUUUAUUGUGAAUGUUUUAAGUGUGAAGAUAAAAAAGUUCUUAAUGUUGAUAAAGUAUUUUCUUGUUUUUGUUUUAAUAGAUAAAGCUGUUAAGACUCAUUAAACUACUUUAAAUGUAUGUG
Drosophila eugracilis is the source of this 3217-nucleotide messenger RNA. RefSeq names its product lutropin-choriogonadotropic hormone receptor (gene Lgr1). The record is from RefSeq and is a predicted model, not a curated record. Gene Ontology annotation, biological process: G protein-coupled receptor signaling pathway. Gene Ontology annotation, cellular component: membrane. Lineage: Eukaryota; Metazoa; Arthropoda; Insecta; Diptera; Drosophilidae. The transcript has 17 exons. Gene Ontology annotation, molecular function: protein-hormone receptor activity; protein binding; G protein-coupled receptor activity. The coding region runs from base 305 to 2797 and encodes 830 amino acids.